Messenger RNA from Mytilus californianus (California mussel), 1990 nucleotides. RefSeq lists its product as uncharacterized. Lineage: Eukaryota; Metazoa; Mollusca; Bivalvia; Mytilida; Mytilidae. The record is from RefSeq and is a predicted model, not a curated record. The transcript has 2 exons. The coding region runs from base 1 to 1902 and encodes 633 amino acids.
AUGGAUAUUAAAGAUAUGUCAUUAUCCCUUUACCAUCACAUGUGCAAACAUUUAGUCGGAACAGAAAAUCACGUUAAAACAAUUAGACUGAUGAAUGCAGUUUGUGAUGAUUUAUUAAGUGGCAUCCCAUCAGUGACUAUUACCAGUGGUAGUUUUGGUGAAGGACUGCAGAUGCUUGGUAGUGAUUUAGAUAUUAUGGCUGUAUUAAAAUACAUCGAGGUCCACGAAACAAUAGCAUCUAAUGCUUUUGAUCCUAUGAAAACGCAUUUCGCGCUGAUGACAGAAGAUACAAAACCAGGUUUCGCAAUGUUACGUCUAAUAAGUAGUCCUCAUCCUCCAAUGCGGAAAAGUUGUGAAAUAUUCAGAAGAGACAACUAUCUGUCAAAUGUUUUAUUCAAGAAUUUCUUUUCGGCCGGGCUCAUUAUACAUGGACCCUGCGUAUCUGACAAAGAAGGUCUUUUUGACUUCGCAAGUUGCCUUCAUAGUAAAUAUUGGGUCACGUCGGCAUUACAAUGGACUAUGAGGUCACAUAAUUCAUGGCCAGAUGAAAAUACAAUGCAGAUGAUCAUCAAUCACGGGGUACUUUUUGUGCCAAUUGGUUCUAAAGGGUCACCACACGAGGAAUUGGAAUGGCGAAUGUCAUUCUCAGUUGGAGAAAAAUUUCUUAUUUAUACGUUUAAUCACACGCAAUUACUUUGUUAUGCGCUCAUGAAAAUUCUUUUAAAGGAUGUUAUAAAUACUGAUAGUAGAUGUACAGAUUUGUUGUGUUCUUAUUACAUGAAGACAAUACUUUUCUGGAUAUCAGAAGAAUUUGAACCCUCUGUGUGGACGCCUGACAAUUUAAUACCGUGUUUUAUGAGAUGUUUCCGUCGGCUGAUUUAUUCUGUUGAGUAUCAAGUUUUUCCCCAUUAUUUCAUUCCAGAAAAUAAUUUGUUUGAGAAUAAAAUAGAAGGACUGGGUAGGUCUAAUUUGAAGGAUGCACUCCGUGUGCUACAAAGCUAUGGAUGGCGAUGUAUUACAUUCUCAAAGCAAAUUUCGUAUGUUUCGAUUUUGUCAUUCAGCGUUCCAAACGAUCAAAGUUUCUUUUAUUAUGAAGAUAUCGACAAGUUCUUAAAUUCAAAAAUUGUUGCUCGUGUUACUUGUGUGAAUGGUGAACUCAAUAACUUAAGUAAAGCUAUUUAUAAUAUUACGACUUAUAACUCCAAAAAAUUGAAAUACCUUCAUGUCUUUUUCAUGUCAGUGGUGUGCAACAGACGUUGCCAGUACGUACGUCUGAGCGGUAUUAACUGUAAUAAGAACCAAUAUAAACAAUAUAACACUUGUCUGAGUUAUCUACUGAUGAGCAUCCACCAUGAUUCUGUCUCAGGGUGGUUGAUGCUUGCCUCGUUUUUCUAUAAGACAAACCAAUAUAAAAAAUCCCUCAUCAUUAUUGUGUAUGCAUUAUCGAAGUGUACACUGGACACACUAUACCUUUUCACAGUUGUGUCAGUCAGACAAAAUCUUCUAGCCAAAUGGCACUUUGAACAAAAGCAAGGCUUGAUGCGUUCGAUAAAAUUCGUACUAGCAGAUCAUGUUAAUUGUGUAACUUCUUUAUUUAUUCCUAAGGAACUGCUAAUAGAUGGAGGUAAACAAAAAAUACCGCCAAAAGUGUAUGCACAUUUUCUGUCUUUCUUGUGCCAUUUCCGUCAGAACAAUGAGCGUGAAUGUCGAAACUCACUUAAAGAUCUUCAGUCGACAAUAGCCAAAGAUUAUUUCAUAGGUCAGCAUUCAGUUUUUCAACCAUCAACUUACUACUGUCUUGGUACUGCUUUACAGUUAAUGGGAGACAACGUAUCAGCCAAACAAGCUUUCACUGAGACUUUGAGAUUUCCUUCUAAUAUAAGAUCUUUGAACAGACCGUAAAAGACCUGCAUGGGUAGUCUAGGUCGUUUUAAAAAAAAAACUCGUUGUCGUCUAAGAUAAUGGUAAUUCAUUUUAAAGAGUUUUUUAA